UCUAUGUUUCUGGACUAGUCUGGAGCCAGGCGAGGUAACAGAGAGCCUCCCAGGCUUCUGGGCUGGCAUAAAGAAAAGCAAACAUCUGGAAAGGAGCACAGACAAAGUAGCUUCUGACACAGCAAAGAGGGUGUUUGAGCAGGAGACGGAUGGGCUGUCAAUGGUGCUUUGCUCCUCAGUUUCCUUCUGGGGACUCUUGCCUGUGCUGGCCGUCGGUAUGCAGCACCGUCCUUGUCUUCUCGCCCGUGGCCAAGCUAGGACACGUGUAAGGUUAAGGAUCGCUUUUGAUUCUUCUGCGUCCCCCACUGCCUCGGGGAUAAGCCCGGACCUUAAAUUCAGAUCUGAACGGUGAUGGCACACAUUUCAGUUACAAGUUGCUCAGUGAGCUGUGGAUUGACGGAACUAUGACGGUCCUUGUCGUGAUGUACGCCUGGAAGACCCUUCACUAGUAGCAACUGUGUUCUGAUCAGAGGCCAAAUAAAUGACAUUUGGAACUUCCACUAAGGUACUAUAAGGUUUCUUGGGGACAUGGCCCCUGUUUUCUUCCUGCAAGAAAAAUUCAGCGCACAGCAGAGUCCUUAAUCAAUUGGGUUGCUUUAAGGAUCCUACCUGGAAUAGACUAUGUCCGAGAAUCACAAUGAGCUGGCACACUAACAGUACAACCUCGCCUUUGUUUCCAAACAUCAGCUCACCCUGGGUGCAUAGCCCCUCAGAUGCUGGGCUGCCCCCAGGCACGGCCACUCACCUUGGCAGCUACAACGUCUCUCGGGCGGCCGGGAAUUUCUCCUCUGCCAAUGACACCACCAGUGACCCGCUGGGAGGCCACACCAUCUGGCAGGUGGUCUUCAUCGCCUUCUUAACGGGCGUCCUGGCCUUGGUGACCAUCAUCGGCAACAUCCUGGUGAUCGUGGCCUUCAAGGUCAACAAGCAGCUGAAGACGGUCAAUAACUACUUCCUCUUAAGUCUGGCCUGUGCCGAUCUGAUUAUUGGGGUCAUUUCCAUGAACCUGUUUACCACUUACAUCAUCAUGAAUCGGUGGGCUUUAGGAAACUUGGCCUGCGACCUCUGGCUCUCCAUUGACUAUGUGGCCAGCAAUGCCUCGGUCAUGAACCUUCUGGUCAUUAGCUUUGACAGGUACUUCUCCAUCACGCGGCCGCUCACGUACCGAGCCAAACGAACGACAAAACGAGCUGGCGUGAUGAUCGGCCUGGCAUGGGUCAUCUCCUUUGUCCUCUGGGCCCCGGCCAUCCUGUUCUGGCAGUACUUUGUUGGGAAGAGGACGGUGCCACCCGGCGAGUGUUUCAUCCAGUUCCUCAGCGAGCCCACCAUCACGUUCGGGACGGCCAUCGCCGCCUUCUACAUGCCUGUCACCAUCAUGACUAUUUUAUACUGGAGAAUCUAUAAGGAGACCGAGAAACGUACCAAAGAGCUCGCCGGGCUGCAGGCCUCGGGGACAGAUGCAGAGGCCGAGAACUUUGUCCACCCCACGGGCAGCUCUCGGAGCUGCAGCAGCUAUGAGCUGCAGCAGCAGAGCCUGAAACGCUCGUCCCGGAGGAAGUACGGCGGCUGCCACUUCUGGUUCGCCUCCAAGAGCUGGAAGCCCAGUGCCGAGCAGAUGGACCCCGACCACAGCAGCAGCGACAGCUGGAAUAACAACGACGCAGCCGCCUCCCUGGAGAACUCGGCCUCUUCCGACGAGGAGGACAUCGGCUCCGAGACCCGCGCCAUCUACUCCAUCGUGCUCAAGCUGCCCGGGCACAGCACCAUCCUCAACUCCACCAAGCUACCCUCCUCGGACAACUUGCAGGUGCCCGACCAGGCGCUGGGGGCAGCCGACCCACAGAGGAAAGCCGGCAAGCUGCAGGCCCAGAAGAGCAUGGACGACGGCGCUGGCUUCCAGAAAAGCUUCUCCAAGCUCCCCAUCCAGCUAGAGUCCGCUGUGGACACAGCCAAGGCGUCGGAGGCCAACUCCUCGGUGGGCAAGACCACGGCCACUUUACCUCUGUCCUUCAAGGAGGCCACUCUGGCCAAGAGGUUUGCUCUGAAGACCCGAAGCCAGAUCACCAAGCGGAAGCGGAUGUCGCUCAUCAAGGAGAAGAAGGCGGCACAGACGCUCAGUGCCAUCUUGCUGGCCUUCAUCAUCACCUGGACCCCGUACAACAUCAUGGUUCUGGUGAACACCUUUUGUGACAGCUGCAUACCCAAAACCUAUUGGAAUCUGGGCUACUGGCUGUGCUACAUCAACAGCACCGUGAACCCCGUGUGCUAUGCGCUGUGUAACAAAACGUUCCGAACCACUUUCAAGAUGCUGCUGCUCUGCCAGUGUGACCGGCGGCGGCGGCGGAAGCAGCAGUACCAGCAGAGACAGUCCGUCAUCUUCCACAAGCGCGUGCCCGAGCAGGCCUUGUAGGGGGGGCUCGGCCCAGCGUGGCGGCCACGCGCACGCAUCCACCUGCAGACCUCCGGGGGGCGCCGGCCAGCAGUGGGGUGAUUGCCGGGGUGAUCAAAAGGGGUUUGUCUUUUUAUCACCCAGAUAUGAAGGAAGCUGCCUGUUUAUUGACCCAGUGAAUAAACCCAUUUUAAUAUAGAAAGAUACCAAGUCAGCAAAAAAAAACAAAACAUAUUCCUAAAUAUAAAGAAAUUUAUUCUGAAAUAGACUUUGUUUUUUUUUCCCUCAAAGAGGGGGGAAAAAUGUUUCAUAGCAAUUCCACACCCAAAUCGGUCUGCUGGGUUCUCUGAAUCCCCGUUAGCGCAGGAAAUCUUAGCUGACCAUCACUAGCUGAGCCCGCGGCCACGUUCCUUCCGAGGAGCCCACGCAGGGCGAUUCAGGUCCCACAAGGAACACGUCAGGCUAGUGAAUCCGUGGUUCAGAAAUUACUUCAUACGUUGCAAAGCUGAACCUUCCUGUCCCAAUAGAGCUUCCCCGUCUUCUUUGGUGUGUUGUUCAACUCUACUUGUGGACUUGAUUCUUGCAAAGUACUAUUUCGUGCAUUUCCAGUUUCGUACUAGUAAAAAUACAAGUAUAUAUAUAUAUGUGUGUGUGUGAGAGAGAGAGAGAGAGACUUCUGCACACACACACAGUGUAUAUAAUAUACUGGGAAUCACUGAGCUGGCAAAUUAUUCUUGCAAUAUAUGCUUUCAGUACUUUGAUAACUAAAGUUCUCUAGGAUCCUGACACAACAUAAAAGUGAAAUAAACCCAGUGUAAUAUUUUGGAAACCAGGGCUUUUUUUUUUUUUUUUUCCCCCA
Messenger RNA from Neogale vison (American mink), 3248 nucleotides. It is a transcript of the gene CHRM3, whose product is annotated as cholinergic receptor muscarinic 3. Gene Ontology annotation, biological process: G protein-coupled receptor signaling pathway, coupled to cyclic nucleotide second messenger; adenylate cyclase-inhibiting G protein-coupled acetylcholine receptor signaling pathway; positive regulation of smooth muscle contraction. The transcript has 5 exons. The coding region runs from base 638 to 2410 and encodes 590 amino acids. Gene Ontology annotation, cellular component: plasma membrane; synapse; dendrite. The record is from RefSeq and is a predicted model, not a curated record. Gene Ontology annotation, molecular function: G protein-coupled serotonin receptor activity; G protein-coupled acetylcholine receptor activity. NCBI's taxonomy places the organism in Eukaryota, Metazoa, Chordata, Mammalia, Carnivora, Mustelidae.